Molecule: messenger RNA, 3645 nt
Organism: Helobdella robusta
Lineage: Eukaryota; Metazoa; Annelida; Clitellata; Rhynchobdellida; Glossiphoniidae
Exons: 7
Coding region: 201-1394 (397 amino acids)
Biological process (GO): establishment or maintenance of epithelial cell apical/basal polarity; heterophilic cell-cell adhesion
Cellular component (GO): plasma membrane; protein-containing complex
Source: RefSeq, a predicted model, not a curated record
UCAACCAAUAUCCAACAAACGUAAUAAAUGGUACUGCACCUCUUUCUACAAGUGUGAGUGACGAUGUAUGUAACAAUUUGGAUAUUGUGAAACAGAAACCGAACAGCCAGUGCUACUGCGAUGUUCACUACGGAUCUGUUAAGAGAAACUGCUUGCCUGGCUACAUUGAAGUGAUCGGGGAUUCAAAUUUAGUGUAUUGCAUGAAUGAAUCAAUUUAUGGAGGACAGUGUAGCAAUCAAAAUGAAUGUGGAAAUGGGCGUUUGUGCUACAGUGCAUUCAAAAAUAACCAGUUACAUUAUGAAUGUCAACCUCUUUCAACAUGUGAAAAUGCUGAUAUGGGAAGAUAUUGUGAAAAUGGAAUUUGUGUGGUCAGCCAAGAUAACACCGGGUUUUCGUGCAUAUGUGAUAUAGGACACUACGGUGCUUUUUGCCAAAAGAGAUUUGACAGUUGCAGAUUUCCAAACCUAUGUUCCAAAAAUGGGUUUUGUGAAAAUAACAAUGAAAAAUCAUUUACUUGCAACUGCUCUACUGGCUACUACGGAGACUUCUGUCUGGAUAAAAUUGUAGUUACAGUUGGCAAUAUUACAGUUAAAGUAACCGUGCCUGUAGAAGUCAUGUCUCCAAUCAACAGGACAGCAGCUAUAAUUGGAGGUAGCGUUGUAGCCGGAAUCAUCUUCAUUGCCAUAAUUGUAGCCAUCCUCAUCUGCAUCAUCGUGGCCGUCAAACGCCGACAACUUCUUAAAAAACGGAAUGUGGUCGGUAUGGAGAUUGGAACUUCGACGGAUAAUCAUGGUUCCGUGUCCAAAUGGUCUGUUAAAAAUAAAGGAAAGAACAACUUGACUAUGAGACUUAGCAAGCUCUGGAAUAAUAAAACACUCAGAGGAAUGCCUACCGUACCGUCAAGAAUGUCUGGCAAUAUGACUUCUAUAGACCCACAAAUUGUCAGUCAAGAAGAAACAGUACUAGAGAAUGAGGUAAUUCACGACAACCGCCCAGUCAUGGAAAGUUGGAAUAAAUAUUUGGAGAACUUGGUAGAAAAAAGAGUCAUAAACAAGGGCUUGAUGGCCAACUUGCAGACCAGGGAACACAUGCCAACGACUGAUUGGAUGAUGGAUUGGGGAGAGGUGUACACCCUUGAUGCGCAGUACAAUUCGGACAACAGCAAGAUAACCGUGCAAGGAUGUGAAUUCAAGCUGGAAACAAUGUCGGACGGACUGACGUGUGGGUGGUGCAUUCCUGCUGAUUUUGACGCCAAACAAAAAUUCAUGGCGGUGAGCAAAACUAAGAGAUACCUGAUAGUUGGCAUGGUCACAAUUGGACCAGAUGUGGAUGGCAAUGAGUGUAGAGAAGAAAUAAAGUUCAUCGCAAAUCACAUCAAAUCUGAGGGGUUCUAAGAGUGUCAGCAACGGUUCCGUCUCAAAAACUCAUCUCCAUGUUUUCCCUUCUGAGCCAUUCGUUUUAAAAUUGUGUUUAGAAAUGAUUUGUUUCGUAUACAACUUGUUGGUAAAUUUGAUAUAUUUGUUCUUGAGUGCACGUAUGCAUAUUUUUGUCUUCGUGUUUUACCGUGUCAAAUGUUUUCUGUUAUGUUCAAACUAUAAUUAAUUUAAAAACGAUUUAUUUGCUGCUACAUUUGAGUGUUUCUCGGACAAUAUCUACAAUACUAUAUAUAUUUUGGGCUAGCAAUUUUGAUUGUUGUCAGUUUCAGUAUCACUAACAAAGUUUAUUAAUAAUUUAUUUAUCGAAACAUAAUAUCUGAACUACAAAAAAUUGAUAAUUUAAUAAAAAUUUAAUUGAAAAAAUGUUUAAAAACAAUUUAAUCUUAAUAAUGUUCCAACGUUACCAAUGUUAUGAUUUUUACGUUAUACUUUUACAUGACAUAUGAUGAAGUUAAAAAACUUAACUUAAAUAAAUUUUUAGUUUUCAUUAAGGUAUUUGUCCUUUUAUAUUUAAAGUUGAAUUAAAACAUUAAAACAUCAAUAACCACACACGUUUUAACUGUUAAUAGAAUGAACACUUGAAUAAAUUCAACUUCGUUUGAGAACUCAGAAUUUUUUCAAUGUCCCUGUUUCAUGAUAUGCCUAGUCAAACUUUGGACCAAAUUAUUCCCUUUCACCUCGUCAUUCGCGGAUAGAAUAAGAAGAAAAUUAUUUGACCUCCCAAGAAUUAAAAACAUAUUUUCAUUUUGCAACUUGUCCAUUUCAUAUUUGUUGUCGUUAUUCUGUAAAUCUAAAUUUCUUCCGACUACUGUUCGAUUUUUAGGCUCUCCUCCAAGAAAAUAUUCCUCGCCCUUCAAUUCAACUUUACAUUUAUCUCCUAUCACCGUAUCCACGAAUAAAAUUUCAUCCCAAUUCAAAUCCGCCCAUUCAUCUGUCGCUACAAACCGAUUUUUAUGUAUAUUAGCCACUAAGGCGUUGUUUACAAAAGUUGAGUUUGAAAUUAAACCAUUUAGAAAUGUUUUCCAAUCACUCAAAUCUUCAGAUGCACGUACAGUUGAUGGCGGAAAGAUCAACUCGACUUGGUUGUCAUCGUCCAAGUUUAUGUCACUGGGUGCUCUGGGAGAUCUUGUUAAAGCAUAGUAUAUCAUUGUUCAAAUAAUUCUAACUUGAAAUCACAACUUUAAAUCCAUUAAAAUAAUAAACAAUAAAAGAGGUUUCAAAUUAUAAGUUUCAAAACCAAUAUUAUAUUAAACUCCUGUAAAUUAAAGAUCGAACUUAAAAUAUGUUAUAAAGCUGACUCACCCACUCAUCAUAUUACCCUCCUUAAUGGUUUCGGCAUCAUAUAUCUUGCUAGCCCUGUUGAACAGCCUACGAUCAAACGUGUUUGAAGUUUUGGAGCUCAUUUCGUAAAAAGAAUUCUUACGAUCAACAGGGGAGUAGGUGUACUCGUUGCCACCGUACGAACCAGCCGGUCCAUCGGCCAGAGGAUUGGAUGCAGCAAAGGUUGGCUCGUGCACUGGUGCUUUCAAACCCGUGUCCCAAUUUGAGUUCUUUCGUUUCUUAACGUACCAGAAUUUGUAAAGUAGGACUACGAUGACGAGUAUCAGAAGAAAAAAAGAGCAGAUAACCGCCGGUACAACCUUCACCACGAGGUUCGAGGCCUGCGUCUCACCGCCUGAUGCUAUUUGCAAAUUAUAAUUUCUUAUUAAAUAACAAUCGACAAAUGUUUUUUAAUUAAACAUGUUAAAUUUUUAAACUUUAUUGACUUUAUUGAACGAAUUUGGUGAAAAUUUAAAUACCCCCUUGAACAUUUGGAUUAAUUGGAUUUUCAACCACUGAGAGAGUCGUUGAACUGGUGGGUGGACUUGUGGUGGUAGUGGCGUCGACAGCCACUGCUGGUACGUUAGGGUUAUAUUCACAGAACUCACCGUAGUAGUUAUUGUUGCAGGAACAGAAGAAGAGGCCCUCUUUAUAAAGAUCUGUGAUGCAUCUGCCAUUUGAGCCGCAGAUGUUUGGGAAUCUGUUAAUGAGUGAAAACUUAUGAGAAAAAAGUUUCAUAAAAAUAAUUUGUAAAGUUUAUUUUCGUCUUAUCAUUCAUAUAUAACAAAAAAUAUUCUAACUUCUAUAGACUUUUAAAAAAACUGAGUGUUGCUUUUUUUGAAAAUAAGAUGGACUAUUUAAAAAUUCACACCUGCAGCUGUCAAAGUUG